Messenger RNA from Lepisosteus oculatus (spotted gar), 666 nucleotides. Lineage: Eukaryota; Metazoa; Chordata; Actinopteri; Semionotiformes; Lepisosteidae. The record is from RefSeq and is a predicted model, not a curated record.
UGUAUUGUGCAGAAUAUGAGCAUCUUACUAGUUGGUCCUAUCCCACCUUGCAUGAAAUACAACGCGGACUAUGACCUGUCUGCCAAGGAGGGAGCUGACACCCUGGCCUUCGUCUCGUUGCUGGAGCAGAAGCUGCUGCCUGCGCUGAUCUACGCCCAGUGGGUGGACUCAAAGAACUACGUGGACGUGACGCGCCGCUGGUACGCCGAGAACAUCCCCUUCCCGCUCAACUUCUACCUGCCCAACCGCAUGCACGCCCGGCAGCUGGAGCGCCUCAGGCUGGUGACGGGGGACAGCGGGCUGGAGCCCGGCGAGGAGAUCGAGAAGGAGCUGUAUCGCGACGCCCUGGAGUGCAUGACCCUCCUCUCUCAGCGCCUCGGGCAGCACAAGUUCUUCUUCGGGGACUCGCCUUCCUCGCUGGACGCCUACGUGUUCGGACACCUGGCCCCCCUGCUGAAGGCCAAGCUGCCCAACAGCAAGCUGCAGCAGCACCUGCAGUCCCUGGACAACCUCUGCCAGUUCUGCACCAGCAUCCUGCAGUUGUACUUCCCCAGCGAGGGCAGCGGUGAGCCGGCCGGCCCUCCCUUCCCAAUCCUUUUCCUCCUUUUCCGAGCUGGAGCUUUCCCGCUCGUCACCUGCGUUCAGCACUCUGCACUGUUAUUUUAG